Molecule: messenger RNA, 927 nt
Organism: Racocetra fulgida
Lineage: Eukaryota; Fungi; Glomeromycota; Glomeromycetes; Diversisporales; Gigasporaceae
Source: the annotation of a GenBank genome assembly
AUGGAAUAUGCAAAUGGUGGAAAUUUACGGGAAUUUAUUAAAACAAAUAAUCACUUAUUGAAUUGGGAUAAAAGAUUAGAAUUAGCCUGUCAGAUCACAAAAGGGUUAGGUUAUUUGCAUAGUGAAAAAAUUAUUCACAGAGACCUGCAUGAUAAAAACAUUGUCAUCCAUGAUGGCAAAGCAAAAAUAACUGAUUUUGGAAAUGCUAUAAGUAUUAAUACACAAACAAAUAUACAUGACAGUCUUUUUGGAAUGAUUCCAUUUGUAGCUCCUGAAUUACUUAAACAUGUCAAAUCUGAUAAUAUACCAUAUUGCAAAAAAACAGAUAUCUAUAGCCUUGGCAUGAUAUUUUGGGAAUUAUCUAGUGGUCGUCCACCGUUUGAAGAUCAAUUAAAGAUUUCUAUAGCUAUCAAACUCGUUCAAGGCUUCAGAGAAGAUGACAAGUACGGAACUCCUGAAUAUAGGAAUCUCUAUAUUAAAUGCUGGAAUGCUGAUCCAUAUGAACGUCCAGAUAUUGAAGAGGUGCACAAAUUGUUAGAAGAAAUAGUAAACUCUAAAAUAUUGCCAGAGAUUGACCCUCGUACUAUUAAUCCUGAUGCAAGAGAAAGUCUGCUCGAACUUGACGAGAGAGACAGUGUAAUAGAAAAUAGUACAAUAGAAGAGAAUACUAUAGAAGUGAAGCCAAAAGAAAUUAUAGUUUACAAAGGAACAGAAGUCUCACGUCUUUAUCCAUUUAAAGAAGGGAAAUGUGAUUGCAUACGUGGUGUUCAUGGGGCGGUACUAAGUGAAUGUAGUUUUCUAAUAGAUAUUACCGUUGGCCAAAAUAGUGUAUAUAGCUCUGAUAUUCUGGUCGAACCAUCACAGAGAGAAGAUCCAAAUCCAAGAAUGGUUGUAGAAAUUGGGAAACGGAAUCUCUUGAUAGUUUAA